Molecule: messenger RNA, 892 nt
Organism: Priapulus caudatus
Lineage: Eukaryota; Metazoa; Priapulida; Priapulimorpha; Priapulimorphida; Priapulidae
Product: zinc transporter ZIP14-like
Exons: 6
Biological process (GO): intracellular zinc ion homeostasis; zinc ion import across plasma membrane
Cellular component (GO): membrane
Molecular function (GO): zinc ion transmembrane transporter activity
Source: RefSeq, a predicted model, not a curated record
AUGGCCGCCACCUGUGACUAUGGAUUGGCCUUCCAGGAAGUGAUCAGCCAGUGUCUCAGCAGUCACGAUCUAGUCUACCUCCGGGACAGAGGCGUUACUAACGACGACCAAGUGGCGCGGCUGUGCCCGGAUGUGAUACGCAGACAGGAAGUGGAUACGCGCUGCAAGCCACGUGACAAUCGCGACGGCUCGGACACGAAGCCCACGCUGGCUGAGGUUUGGGGUUACGGCGUGCUGUCAGUCACCCUCAUCAGCUUAUGCUCACUGACCGGAAUUCUUCUGCUCCCCAUCAUGGCAAAGAACCUCUACAAACAGAUUCUCAGCUUCUUCAUCGCCCUGGGCGUCGGCAGUCUGGCGGGCAGCGCCGUGUUUCAUCUCAUACCCGAGGCGCUGGGUUUGGCCGACGUUGAUCCAGAUAAGACCUAUCUGUGGAAGUUGGUGCUGGCUGCAGGUGGAAUCUACGUUUUCUUCCUUGCCGAUCGCAUCAUGAAGAUACACCUGGGAAACAAGCAGAUGCGUAAAGAAGCCAAACACGGGGCAAGGAUUCUGCACAAUGAGUCUACGGCAUCCUCGCUCAAUAUAACUCCCUCUAAUGACGUCGUCGGUCUCAGGAUCAUUCACCUACCGGAGGAGAAGAACGGACACGUCGGCAAUCACGACCACACGCUUGUGCUGGAAGCUGAGCCGUCCGAGCUGUCACACGGACACACGCACGGGACAUUUGACCCGGAAGAAAGCGUCAUCGCCGCCGUAGCGUGGAUGAUCAUAUUUGGCGACGGAUUGCAUAAUUUCGUCGACGGACUGUCGAUCGGAGCUGCAUUCGCAGACGAUCUCUGGAUCGGAAUCAGCUUAUCCGUCGCCGUCUUUUGCGAGGAGUUUCCGCACGAGCUCG